Messenger RNA from Elgaria multicarinata webbii, 2377 nucleotides. RefSeq names its product tRNA isopentenyltransferase 1 (gene TRIT1). The transcript is spliced from 11 exons. Gene Ontology annotation, cellular component: mitochondrion. Gene Ontology annotation, molecular function: ATP binding; tRNA dimethylallyltransferase activity. The coding region runs from base 50 to 1423 and encodes 457 amino acids. NCBI's taxonomy places the organism in Eukaryota, Metazoa, Chordata, Lepidosauria, Squamata, Anguidae. Gene Ontology annotation, biological process: tRNA modification. The record is from RefSeq and is a predicted model, not a curated record.
GCCUGGCAGAGGUGCCUUGCUGUCUCCGGGCUGCCGGGCCGGGCCAGGCAUGGCGGCGGCGGCGGCGGUUCGCCCGCGGCCGCUGGUGGUGAUCCUGGGUGCGACGGGCACCGGCAAGUCCCGGCUGGCGCUGCAGCUCGGCCUCCGCUUCGGCGGGGAGAUCGUCAGCGCCGACUCCAUGCAGGUGUACAAGGGUCUGGACAUCAUCACCAACAAAGCUUCCCCUCAGGAACAGGGACUGUGCAAGCACCACAUGAUCAGCUUUGUGGACCCCUUGGUCACCAACUACACCGUGGUGGACUUCCGGAACAAGGCCACCGCCCUCAUUGAAGACAUCGUUGCCUGCAAGAAGCUCCCGAUCGUGGUAGGGGGGACGAACUAUUACAUCGAGUCUCUGCUCUGGAAUGUUCUGAUUGACACGGAGCGUGUGUGUCUCUUGCAGGAGAAAGCCAGGAGCCCAAGCGCAGAAGAGGGGGCCGUGGAUCGGAAAGCUGAGCUGGAGAAACUGGCCAGCCAAGAGCUUCAUCACCGACUGAGCCAGGUGGACCCCAAAAUGGCAGCCAAACUACACCCCCAUGAUAAGCGCAAAGUGGCCAGGAGUCUGCAGGUGUUUGAAGAGACUGGCAUUCCCCACAGCACACUUCUGCAACAGCAGCAGCAGGAGGAAGGGGGAGGGCCGUUGGGGGGAGGCCUGAAGUAUCCUGACCCUUGCAUCUUCUGGCUCCAUGCAGAACAGGCAGUCCUGGAAGAACGGCUGGAUGAGCGCGUGGACGCGAUGCUGGAGGCCGGGCUGUUGGCGGAGCUGCGGAGUUUUCACCGGCGCUAUAACCAGCAGAGGGUGGAUGAGAACAGCCAGGAUUACCAGCAUGGCAUUUUCCAGUCUAUUGGCUUCAAGGAAUUCCACCAAUUCCUGAUCACGGAGGGGAAGUGCUCGGAAGAGAUCAGCCACCAGCUCCUGGACAAAGGAAUUCAGGCCCUGAAGUUAGUGACCAAGAGGUACGCCCGGAAGCAGAACAAGUGGGUGCGGAACCGCUUCCUGAGGCGCCCCGGACCAAACGUGCCCCCCGUGUAUGGCUUGGAAGUCUCGGAUCUCUCUCGGUGGGAAGAGGAAGUACUGGAGCCGGCGAUCCAGAUUGUAGAGAGCUUCUCCCAGGGACGGCGGCCACCAGCAGAGCCUUUUGUGAUGAUGCACGAGCCAAAUGAGGACACGCGGAGUUGCCACAUUUGUGAGCCGUGCAGCCGCCGCAUCAUUGGGGACAGAGAGUGGAAAGCUCACCUGAAAUCCAAGUCCCACCUUUUCCACCUGAAGAAGCUGCGGCGCCUGGCCUUGGCAUCUCAGUCCAUGAAGUGCCACAGCAGCAGCACACCGGCUGGCAACGAAACACCUAGGGAAGAAGGGGGCUUGAAAGACCAUCAGAUGUAGGCCCAGCCGUGACUUUGGGAGCCAAUCGUCGGUGGGCACUCGGGGGUCAGAGUGGGGCAGGAUCCCACCCUCUUUGUGCAGAAUGACAGAGACCAGGAAGGGGAUUGCUCCCCCCUACUUCAGUAUCUCCGGCCUGAAAAAUGCAGGGCCUUCCUUCUCCCGGAGUUAAUCGCUCCAUUUGGCACAAAGAGUGACACUGAUCCAGGCAUGAAUGAUGCCAGGUUCUUCUUCUUUUUCUUCUUCUUCUUCUUCUUUUUUUUUUUUUAAGAUGAAGGCUAUAUUUUUGUAUUCCGGUACAGCUGACCUGGUGCCUUUUUAUUAUUAGAUCAGUGAGCCUGCAAUGGCAGGAAAUCAAACCCCCCUCCCCUCCUGAGACCCAUAGGAAGAGAAUGUUUGAGGAAGUGGGCGGCCACGCUGCACUAAAAGUCCACCCCUUCCUGUCGUCUUCCAUCUGUUUUUAACAGAAACGUCACCAGAAGGCAACAUUUCCCUGUAACCCCCAACGGCUCGGAGGCACCCAACGAGGUGGAUCAGGGAUGCAAACCGGUGCAACGUCCAUGGUCAGGGUGUCUUGCUCAUGUGGCUGCAUCUCCUUGCUGCCUUGUGGGUGGGAACAGCUUUCAUAAGAAGAAGUCACUGCGGAAGAUUUUUUUGGGAAAUGUCACCUUGCUGCGUUCAUCGCUCCCUGCAAAUUGAUCACAUGAAGGAAUUUGAAGGGCUUUUCUUGAUAUGCGUAACAUUUUUACACAGCCAGCAAUUUUACACAGCUGAUCUCCCUUCCUUCCCCUUGGACAGCCAUGGACAGCUUGUCUGCACGAGGGCUCAGGACACGCUUGCAGAAGUUUGGCCCUGCAUCUGGCUUUGAUUCCGGAUGGAAUGAUGGGCAAGGCCUGACCCGUCCGCAUUGCACUGUAUCCGGCUUAAUAAACCGUUCUCUUGCUUCUGGUUGCAAAA